Linum trigynum is the source of this 1301-nucleotide messenger RNA. The record is from the annotation of a GenBank genome assembly. NCBI's taxonomy places the organism in Eukaryota, Viridiplantae, Streptophyta, Magnoliopsida, Malpighiales, Linaceae.
AUGACAUUAAAGUAUGAAAUUGUUUUAUCCACUAUUCAUAAGUAAUGAAAAUAAUAUCAACAAAUAAUUAAAUUAUUUACAAUUACAUUAAUUAUCACACUUCGCCAUAUACUUUUUCUCUCCCACUUUCCUCCAUAAAACAACAUUUUCCUUCCACUCUAAACUUUCUCUCCUUUUCUUUUCCCUCCCCUCCAAAUGUUCCUUCCCCUUCAUUUUCCUCUCUUCCUUCGGGAACAGAGUGUAAGAAAACGCUAAUCUAACCUAGAGCUAAACGCCGCCCCAACCCUCUCGAUUCUUCCUCUCGUUUUGGCUUCUUCGAACCAGAGACCCCUCUGGUUUCUCGUCGCCGCCAUCUCCUCUUCUUUCCCCUCGCGUUCUCUCCGUCUCUCUCUAAACCGAGAGGGAAGGCAGUACAAACCUUCCCCUCUGCUCGGUCCUACUUCUCUCCCUUUCAUUAUUUAUGGAAACGAAGGAGAAAAUGAGGGAGGGUAUCGCCGACGGCGACUGAAGACAUACGCCGCCGACGAUGACAACGAUGGCGACAAGGCUGAAAUUAAAGUUUCAUUUUUGUUUGGAUGUACGAUUUUUACCAUUUUCAGGUUCCGAUUUUAUGGUUUUUGAGAUUCUAAUCCUUAUUUCUUGUUUUUAUUUCCGGAAAGCCGACCCAAAGCCGAGAGGAACUCUCGAUUUGCCUUUCUAGAUGGAGCGUCGAUGGCGGUGAGAAGGUCUUACCCUCUGGUAAGCAUUCGGAAAAGAGAAAUGGAAGCUGCUAGCGGCGCGGCCCUUGCUAGAAUCCGACGAUCUCUACAAUUUGAAGAGACACUAGGUCCUUGGUAUUUUCUGGCCGAAGAUGAUCUGUGGAGACCAAAAAGCCUCCUGAUUGGUGCCCAAAAAUGGAAGAAAUCUUUUCUUUUUAUUUAUUCUUAAUUUCUUAUUUGUUCAUCUUUUAAAUGUAAUAAUUAUUAAGUGUAUAUUUGUACUUUGUAAUUACGCAUGCAAUUAUUGUUGUUACUUAUCAUUAGAAUGAUGAUAUAAUUAUUGAAAUGUAUGACCCAAACAUUCAAUUGAUUCUUCCCAACCCAAUUUGGUUGCUUUUUCUCCAAUCGUAACUCAAAUCCCAACUUCUAAGUAAGUAGUUCCUAACUAUGAAUUUUGACCAAUAUUGGUAAGAUUGCCAUUGUCCUCCUAUCACAUUCGACUAAUUUUAAACCUAUGCCACCAAUCGUUAACCGAAUAUGGUAAUAUUAGUAUAGGUUGUGAUGGCAUACUACUGCUGUUCUAAAUAAAGUGAAUUUGAUAUC